Messenger RNA from Lathyrus oleraceus (garden pea), 695 nucleotides. RefSeq names its product STS14 protein. Bases 51 to 569 code for a protein of 172 amino acids. NCBI's taxonomy places the organism in Eukaryota, Viridiplantae, Streptophyta, Magnoliopsida, Fabales, Fabaceae. The transcript has a single exon. The record is from RefSeq and is a predicted model, not a curated record.
UCGUCUCAUCCACAAACGUAUAGAUCCACAAAAUUAAUUAAACAGUGAAAAUGGUUCAAUACUGUCAGCUGAUGUUUUUGCUGACAGCUCUUACCACCUUCCACGUGUCAACCAAUUCAGCGGCUACCCCACCGCCGCUAUCAUCCACCGCGAGGGAGUUUCUGGAAACUCACAACCAAGCAAGAUCAUCCGUCGGCGUAGAGCCACUAACAUGGAGCGAGCAGCUAUCCAACAUUACUAACAAGCUCGUCCGCUAUCAACGAGACAAAAUGACAUGUCAGUUUGCCAACUUAACAGCCGGAAAAUACGGCGCGAAUCAGCUCAUGGCAGUUGGCGCGACGGUGACGCCACGCAUGGUGGUUGAAGAGUGGGUAAAAGAGAAACAGUUCUAUAACCAUAGUGAUAACUCGUGUGUUCCGAAUCAUAGGUGUGGUGUUUAUACUCAAGUUGUUUGGAGGAAGUCGCUUGAACUUGGGUGUGCUCAAGCUAUGUGUGGUAAAGAUGGAACCAGUUUGAGUAUUUGUUUUUACUCUCCACCUGGGAAUUAUGUCGGAGAGAGUCCUUAUUGAUCGCUGUUGUUCUUGUAAUUGUAAUGUUGUUAUGUUUCUAUUAGUGUUGUUCUGCUUGAUUUGGAUCUGAACUUCAUGAAUUGCUAAUGAACAUUUCUUCAAUAAAAAAAAGCUCUAGUUUGCAGA